Messenger RNA from Salvelinus fontinalis (brook trout), 4980 nucleotides. RefSeq names its product zinc finger protein 271-like. Lineage: Eukaryota; Metazoa; Chordata; Actinopteri; Salmoniformes; Salmonidae. Gene Ontology annotation, biological process: regulation of cytokine production; regulation of immune system process; negative regulation of transcription by RNA polymerase II. The record is from RefSeq and is a predicted model, not a curated record. The coding region runs from base 260 to 2755 and encodes 831 amino acids. The transcript is spliced from 4 exons.
AGUGUGACGUAUAAUCUAGUGGACGGAACGCUUCUUUCAGCAGUUAGUCCGCCACCUCGGCAGCUUGCUAGACAAAAUUGCCGAACCCAUAAAGCUCUUUAGACGCUUUAGUGUAUAUUAGCCACUGUAUUUUAAACCCUUGUCUGUCGUCUAGUUGGUUAGUUAUAUUAUUUCAUUUCAUAUUUACGGUGUUGUUGUUAUUAUUCAGCUGGCGGGCUGGUGAAGUUAGCGUUAGCCUAGCUAGCUAACAUCUCCGACCAUGAGUUCACUAAAUUACUCUCUUCCUGCUGUAGAAGAGGAGGUCUGCUGGACGGAGAAAGAAGCUCUCAUCAAAGAGGAGGAGGAAGAGAAGGAUGUUACAAUACAAAAACAAGUAGAGGGUGAGGCUGUUACAGUGAAAGAAGAAGAGAAAGAAGUUACAGUGAAGGAAGAGGCGUUCAGAGUGAAAGAUGAGGAUGGUGUUGCAGUUAAAGAUGAGGAGGUUUCAGUUUUUGAAGUGAAAGCGGAGGAGGGGGAGAAUACGGUCUCAUCGGAAGAAGAGGAGGAGGAAACUGGAUAUCUGGGCCCGAUUUCCCAAACGCAAUUUAAGGCAUCCAGUGGUUCUAAAGAUGAACUUAUCCAUAAGAUGGUUUUGAGAAACCGGGCCGUGAUUACCACUGGAGAGAUACGGGACUAUAGUGGAUCCUCUGGCGAGCCUCAACAACAACAUGAUGCUGAAGAGGCAGAGAAGAGUCUCUCCACAUCAGAACACCUCAAGAAACACCCGCAGAGACCCACAGGGAAGAAAUCUCACCGCUGCUCUGACUGUGGGAAGAGAUUAAACUCCUCAGUAAAACUUAAAAUACAUCAAAGAAUUCACACAAGAGAGAAACCAUAUAGCUGUGCUCAAUGUGGGAAGAGUUUUGUUAAAUCUAGCCAGCUGACUUCACACCAGAGAACACACACAGGAGAGAAGCCUCUUAGCUGUGGUCAAUGUGGGAAGCGUUUUAGUCAAUCUGGAGAUCUGACAGUGCACCAGAGAAUACACACAGGAGAGAAAUCGUUUAGCUGUGAUCAAUGUGGGAAGAGUUUUGUUCGAUCUGGCUAUCUGACAAUGCACCAGAGAAUACACACAGGAGAGAAACCUUAUAGCUGUGGUCAAUGUGGGAGGAGUUUUAGUCAAUCUAGCUCUCUGACAGUGCACCAGAGAAUACACACAGGAGAGAAAUCUUUUAGCUGUGAUCAAUGUGGGAAGAGUUUUUCUACUUUUGGCUAUCUAAAUAUACACCAUAGAACACACACAGGAGAGAAGCCUCUUAGCUGUGAUCAAUGUGGGAAGAGUUUUUCUACUUCUAGCUAUCUAAAUAUACACCAUAGAACACACACAGGAGAGAAUCUGUUUAGCUGUGAUCAAUGUGGGAAGAGUUUUUCUACUUCUCGCUAUCUAACUAUACACCAGAGAACACACACAGGAGAGAAACCUCAUAGCUGUCUAACAUCCCCGAACAUGAGCUCCCUAAACUUCUCCCCUCUCGUUGAAGAAGAGGAGGUCUGCUGGACGGAGAAAGGAGGUCUGUGGCUGAACGUUGUCGUGAAAGAGGAGGAGGAAGAGGAGGCUGUCACAGUAAAACAAGAUGUAGAGGAUGGGGCUGUUACAGUGAAAGAAGAGGAGGAGGCUGUUACAGUAAAAGAAGAGGAGGAUGAGAAAGAGGAGGAUGUAGUUUUUGGUGUGAAAGAGGAGGAGGGGGAGAUUACUGUCACAUUGGAGGAAGAAGAGGAGGUUGGAGAUCUGUUUAACCCCAGAGAGAGAUGUGACUAUCGUGGAUCCUCUGGGGAGUCUCAACAACCUCAUGAUGCUGACGAGGCAGAGAAGAGUCUCUCCACAUCAGAACUCCUCCAGAAACACCAGCAGAGACCCACAGGGAAGAAAUCUCACUGCUGCUCUGACUGUGGGAAAUGUUGCAAAUCUUCAUCAGAACUUAAAAUACACCAGAGAACACACACAGGAGAGAAACCUUUUAGCUGUGAUCAAUGUGGGAAGAGUUUUACUAUAUCUAACUCUCUGACUGUACACCAGAGAACACACAAAGGAGAGAAACCAUAUGGCUGUGCUCAAUGUGGGAAGACUUUUACUACAUCUAGCCAUCUGACUGUACACCAGAGAACACACACAGGAGAGAAACCAUAUGGCUGUGCUCAAUGUGGGAAGAGUUUUGCUAAAUCUAGCCAUCUGACUGCACACCAGAGAACACACACAGGAGAGAAACCAUAUAGCUGUGAUAAAUGUGGGAAGAGUUUUGCUAAAUCUAGCCAUCUGACUACACACCAGAGAAUACACACAGGAGAAAAACCAUAUAGCUGUGAUCAAUGUGGGAAGAGUUUUUCUACAUCUAGCAAUCUAACUAACCACCAGAGAACACACACAGGAGAGAAUCCGCGCUGUGAUCAAUGCGGGAAGAGUUUUUCUACUCCUAGCUAUCUAAUUAUACACCAGAGAACACACACAGGUGAGAAACCUUUUAGCUGUGAUCAAUGUGGGAAGAGUUUUUCUUCUUCUAGCUAUCUAACUAUACACCAUAGAACACACACAGGAGAGAAACCUUAUAGCUGUGAUCAAUGUGGGAAGAGUUUUUCUUCUUCUCGCUAUCUAACUAUACACCAUAGAACACACACAGGAGAGAAACCAUAUGGCUGUGAUCAAUGUGGGAAGAGUUUUACUUGGCCAAAAAGCCUGAAUAUACACAAGCGGACACACACAGGGGAAGAGAUACUCUGAUAAAAGAUCUCUGAUUAAACAAAGUUGUUUCAUGAUAUCAAUGAAAUAAUGUCACAAUGUAGAAUGUUUUAACAUUGUAGUAGGAGUAUUUUAUUGAUGUCACAAUGUAGAAGCCUAAACAUUUGUCCCUGUUACACUUACCGUGUUGGUGACCCACUUGAAUCAAAAUGCAACACUUCAAAAUGUAGCGAUCUGUUUUCUACAAGUUGUCUUCUAACCAGGGAUUUACACAUUAUUCCCAGAUUCCGUGUGGUUUUUGAGCUGUUAGUUUUAACAGGACGUGCAACCUCAUCUCCCUUCUGUCACACAAUUAAUUUUGACAUGAUAUCGUUGAGGGAUGACAAAUAAGUGUUGCGUUCCUUUGUUUUGCGACCCCUAAAUUUAAAUGCAUCACUCCAAAAUGUAGCUGAGUGUCUUCUGCAGGUUGUCCUCUAAUCAGUGAGGUAAAAUAUAUCUCCCAUUUCCAUGUGUUUGUUUAGUUGUGUUAGUUUCAACAGCAGGUACAACCUGAUUUCCCCCCUAAUCGAUAUCAGUGAUUUAUUGCUACUUGUCAAAACAACAGUGUUUCUGGUGCUUGUGCAGUUUAUAAGGAGCUUGUUUUAAAAAAUACAAGUAAUAUGAUUAUUGUGGCAGAUGUUUGUGUAAAUAGCACAUUUUUUGUUUAGGUUUUCAAUAUAUCAGAAACUGUUUCUUCACAUUGGUUAUUGAUUUGGACAAGUUGAAACUGUGUUUUGACAUUGGGGGUAUCCCACCUAGCAACAUGUCUUUGAAAAGAAGAUGUAUUCUUUCAGUUGUGGUUGAAAGUGAUAGUUGAAAAUAUGUAUUUUCAGGUCUUUUUUUUUUUUUUUACUUAAACAACUUCAUUUCAAUGUACUUUCAUGUAGCAUAGUGGUUAGAGCGUUGGGCCAUUAAUCGAAAGGUUGCUGGAUCGAAUCCCUGAGCUGACAAGGUAAAAAUGUCGUUUUGCCCCCGAACAAGUCAGUUAACCCACUGUUCCCCGGUAGGCCGUCAUUGUAAAUAAGAAUUUGUUCUUAGCUGACUUGCCUAGUUAAAUAAAGGAGAAGAAAUAAUAUAUAUAUAUAUAUAUAUAUAUAUAUAUAUAUGGACGCAGAAUAAUAAUUAAUCGUCUAUGAUCCAUUUUUUUUACAAAUCCUGCAUCAGUUAAAUAAAAUGGGACGAGAGUUCUAGAAGCUAGUGAGUUUUAGGAAGACGAGAGUUCUAGAAGCUAGUGAGUUUUAGGAAGAGGAGAGUUCUAGAAGCUGGUGAGUUUUAGGAAGAAGAGAGUUCUAGAAGCUAGUGGGUUUUAGGAAGACGACAGUUCUAGAAGCUAGUGGAGUUUAGGAUUCUAUAGAAAGAAAAAUUUGAAAAAAAUUAAUGUAUUUUAUUAUUUAGUAAUAAGUGUUUUUUUCUUGUUUUUAAUUGUUGACAGCCAGUAGACACCAUGUUUAUAUUGGUGAAGGUGAAGCAUUGUAGUUGAUUAUAAUGUGAAAUGGAAGUUGUUUUCUGUUGGUGGUGAGUGAAUUUGUCCAUCAAAAAUAUAGGAUAUAUUUGUUGUCUUAAGGGGGAAGGUGUUACAGGCUUUUGUUUUUCCAUUUAUGUUUUGAGGUUGGUCUUCAGCACGUAUAGCUCUUUAGCACGCAGGGUGCAUUGAUUGGUGUCACCUCGUUAGUCAGUAUGUGUUACACCUGUGCUGGCUUGUCCAUCUCGUUAGUGGGAAGGAGUUUCACCUGAGCUGGUCCAGGUUCUAUUUAAGAGUGUCUGGCCCAGUGCUUCAGUUGUCUUGAUAGAUGUGGAGAGUCAACACCUGUAGUUGCUCCACCUUUUUGGUUUGCUUCCUGUCUUUAAGUUUGGUGUGGGUUUUUCUUUUGUUUUCCUCUUCUUGGGCAGAUUUAGUGGGUCUCAUGGUGGGUGUCUUUUAGGUCCCAGUUGUUGUUACUAGUCAACUUUCAGUGGACACCCCCAUAGUGUCUUUGAGAAUCCCUCCUAAAAAACAAGCUUAUAUUUUGGGUUGGAUAUUGCAUCCAAUUAGUGUUUUAAUCAAUGGCAUUUCCUUAGAAUGCUAAUUGGUCUUUCAGUUGUUAAUCUUCUGUUUUUUUUAUCCUGUUAUUUUUGUUUACCAAGUAUUUCUGUUUAUUUUCAUUGUUUUCUCCUGUGAAGCCAUUGUGUUGCAUCCAUGUCUGAAAUGUGCUGUAUAAAUAAAGCUUGAUUUGAUUUCAACAAAUGAA